AUGCAAAACAAAACAACUUUGACCGCAAAAUUGAAAAAGUUUUACGACUUUUUAUGUCUGCUAACUGUUGAACCCUAUUUGUUUGCCUUUAUGUUUGUAUUGCAUUUGAAAAAAGUGCCCACCGAUCAAAUGGUCCAGGAUAAAAUAUGUCUUUAUAAAUAUCAAUUGGACAGUCAUUAUUGUGCAGUACUGUCCACUAUGACAUCGGACGAGGAUUAUCUACAAAUGAAAUCCAAAAUAUUGUCGGACACCACAAACUAUACGGUUUAUUCAGUUAUAUUGAUGACACUUCCCUCUGUGAUUGCUUCUCUAUUUAUCGGCUCCUGGAUUGACAACUAUAUAAAAGCUAAAAAAUAUCUACUUAUGUCUUACUAUUUAGUAGUAUUAGUAAGUGUUUUACCAAAUGUAAUAUCAGGUGGACUAUUGAUAGUUGUCUGCUCUGUUUGGUCAUACAUAGCAACGACCACACCGUCCCAUAUGAGAGCACUUCGUAUGAUAUUUGCUGAGAUUGCACUGGGAAUCGCACAACCAUUGGGCUCUUUUAUUGCCGGUGCCGUAUUGAACACUGACUCGCUGUUCACAAGAGGACAGUUACAAAAUUAUAGCGGUGUGUUUGCCAUUGUAGGCAUUACCUCUUGUUUUCAAUUAUUGUGGACUAUUUAUAUGAUCGACGAGAAAAAAGAUAUCAGAGAUUGGGAAUAUAAAUUUGGUAUAAAUGCUGUCAAUAAUGAUAACCUUAUGGACACACCUGAGCUUAGAGUGCAAAACAAAAUGAAAAGUUUCGAUCAACACAAACACGUGCACCCAUUGAAACUAUUAUUCAACUUCAAUAACGUACGUGAAAUGUUUCACACAUGCUUUAAGACUCGCGAAAAUCACGUGCGAAUCCAAAUAUGGCUACUGUUUCUCUCGAUGUGCUUCUACCUAUUGUCUCAUUUGGGGCCAGUUAUGUUUAUGUAUCAAUUCGCCCAAAAAGUAUAUUCAUGGGAUUCGCAAACCUAUAGCAAUGCAUCGGCUAUCGCUACACUUGUCUUAUGUUUAGCCACUUUCCUUAUAGCGCCUAUACUCCUAAAAAUAUUUAAACUCAAAGACACCACACUAUCGAUGAUAGGACUGACCUCAUAUUUAUUGAUGAACCUGACCCGAGGCCUAGUAUUAUCUCCAAAUGGAUUCUACUUAUCUCUAAUACCAGGAUGUUUGGGAUCAGUUGCWUCWAUAGGUAUUCGCUCGCAUUUCUCCAAAAUUGUAAAACCAGAAGAAUUGGGAAAAGUAUUCAACUGUUUGUCGUGUUUUGAGGCAUUGGCGCCGUUAGUAGCGGCCGGUGUGUUCACCAGUAUAUUCAACUCAACUAUGGAUACUAUACCGGGACUGUCGCUAAUUUUAGUUGCACUGUUGCUUAUCAUACCGCUUGGGACAGUAGUUUGGAUACAUUAUUUUACUGCAUUACCAGAUGAUUGUACUAAUAAUAAGGUAAUGGCCGACAAAAAUGGUAAUAUUAUUGCACAUGAAUUGCUUAAGCGUACAAAUAGUAAGCAAACAAAUCAAAUUGAAUAA
Messenger RNA from Oppia nitens, 1554 nucleotides. Its product is annotated as proton-coupled folate transporter-like. Bases 1 to 1554 code for a protein of 517 amino acids. Lineage: Eukaryota; Metazoa; Arthropoda; Arachnida; Sarcoptiformes; Oppiidae. Gene Ontology annotation, molecular function: transmembrane transporter activity. The record is from RefSeq and is a predicted model, not a curated record. Gene Ontology annotation, biological process: transmembrane transport. Gene Ontology annotation, cellular component: membrane. The transcript has 4 exons.